Fonsecaea multimorphosa CBS 102226 is the source of this 1317-nucleotide messenger RNA. RefSeq lists its product as uncharacterized. Gene Ontology annotation, biological process: ubiquinone biosynthetic process. The coding region runs from base 1 to 1317 and encodes 438 amino acids. The record is from RefSeq and is a predicted model, not a curated record. Lineage: Eukaryota; Fungi; Ascomycota; Eurotiomycetes; Chaetothyriales; Herpotrichiellaceae. Gene Ontology annotation, cellular component: mitochondrial inner membrane. The transcript has a single exon. Gene Ontology annotation, molecular function: 4-hydroxybenzoate polyprenyltransferase activity.
AUGCCUAAAACAGAGACCGCGACCUCGAUCCUUCUCAGCCUUGCCAUGGAACUUUUCAAUGUCUCUUCCCGAAAGUACCAUGGAAGCCCGCUAGACAUGUUCGGCACGUUAAGGCCAGCGCAUGCAAAGGUCCUUUCUCAGGCCUCUCGAUUCUCUAUUCAGACUUCAACAUGUGUGCGUGGGUUUCGGCGAUAUCAGCACCGGAUUUUCCAUCAUGAAGCGACACCAUGGAAACAAAGACACAUACCCGCACUGGUUUGCUUCUCGAGUCAAGGGAGACAUCUAGCGACCUCGGCGUCGCCUACCCCGCUAGGCCAGGAUCUUCCCACGAUCUACAAACCUCCCACCACCGGCAUCAUAUCAAAACUACCCUCGUCAUGGAUCCCGUAUGCCGAGCUUAUCCGCCUCGACAAACCCGCGGGAACCUACUACCUCUUCUUCCCCUGUAUGUUUUCGACGCUUCUGGCGGCGCCGAUGGCUGUACCAAUGGCUUCACCACUGGAAGUGGUAUCUACGACGGCUCUCUUCUUCUCCGGUGCCUUGAUCAUGCGAGGCGCCGGCUGUACAAUAAAUGAUCUCUGGGACCGCAACCUGGAUCCACACGUCGAGCGUACACGACUACGACCCAUUGCGCGGAAAGCUGUUUCUGUUGAAAAUGCAAUUGUAUAUCUAGGCGCACAGCUUCUUACUGGAUUGACUCUGCUCUUACAAUUUCCCCUACCUUGUCUCUACUAUGGAGUUCCGAGCCUUGCUUUGGUCACUUUAUAUCCUCUGGCGAAGCGAGUCACCCAUUACCCCCAAUUUGUUCUCGGCUUGACGUUUUCAUGGGGUGCCAUCAUGGGCUUUCCGGCGCUGGGCAUCGACCUCGUCUCCAACCCCGGCGCACUUGCGGCUGCCGCGGCAUUGUAUUCCAGCUGUGUCGCGUGGACUCUCAAUUACGACAUGAUAUAUGCCUACAUGGACAUCAAGGACGAUGCCAAAGCGGGCAUCAAGUCGAUCGCCCAAGCACACCAACACAACUCAAAGGCCGCUCUGUCUCUCUUCUCUGCCGCUCAGAUUGGACUCCUGGCGAUUGCCGGCUAUUUUGCCGGAGCAGGUCCGGUGUUUUUCAUCGGUAGUUGCGGCGGUGGUGCGCUGGCUUUGGCAACCAUGGUCCGACGGGUGAACCUGAAGGACGUUAAGGAUUGUUGGUGGUGGUUCAGGAACGGUGCCUGGAUCACGGGCGGAGUCAUAUCACUCGGCCUGCUCGGAGACUAUCUUCAUCGGAAGACCCAGGAGGAGUCUCAAUCCACGACUCAGACCAUAGGCGGCGCAUAA